GUUAAUUUUUAUGUUUCUUUAUAGAAUUUUAGUGUUUAUUCAGGCGUAAAGUUCUAGUCUUCUUCUCUUUUGGGAUCUGUGGCCCAAGCUCAGGUCUUACUGUAACCGCUGGAUUGAGAUUUAGGGUUUUGGGAUCUUUUUGCCUUUUUUCAAUCGAUAAAGCUGGCUUUUGUGUUUUUUUUCCUUUGGGAUAUUCGGGGGAUCUGUUGAUCAGCUGGUGAUCGAACUCUGAUGAGACGCCGUCCUGUGGCGUUGGAUCCUUUCGAAGCAAUGGAGAAAGGUUCCCAUAAAAAUCAACAAACCCGACUCUGUUUCUUAGCUUCUUUAUCAGCUUUCUUCUGGAUUUUGCUUUUGUAUUUCCAUUUUGUAGUUCUAGGAGGGAGCACCACAGUCCAGGACUUAGUUCCAUCACCACCGAUCAAAGUAGACUUAGUUCCAUCACCGCCAAUCAAAUUAGACUUAGAUCCAUCACCGCCAAUCAAAUUAAAUUCUCCCCUCACUAAUUUCCAAUCCAUCCCUGCUCGGGUGACCUAUGCCCGUAAAGAAAAGGAGAAACCACCAGUGGUGAAACCCGUUAAGAAUACGGCUAGUGAAAGGGUGGUGGAUUACCCUUUUAUGAGAGCUUUAAGAACGGUGGAUAACAAGAGUGAUCCGUGCGGGGGGAGGUACAUUUAUGUGCAUAAACUUCCUCCGAGGUUCAACGAGGAUAUGCUUAAGGAGUGUAAGAGUUUGAGUCUUUGGACUAAUAUGUGUAAGUUUACUAGCAAUGAAGGGCUUGGCCCACCACUUGAGAAUGUGGAAGGGGUGUUUGAGAAUACCGGGUGGUACGCCACGAAUCAGUUUGCUGUGGAUGUGAUAUUCAAUAAUCGAAUGAAGCAAUAUGAGUGCUUGACCAAUGAUUCAUCCAUUGCAGCCGCAAUAUUCGUGCCCUUUUAUGCAGGGUUCGAUAUUGCAAGGUAUCUUUGGGGAUAUAAUAUCUCGAGGCGUGAUGCUGCAUCCCUCGAUUUGGUUGAUUGGCUGAUGAAGAGGCCUGAGUGGGGUAUAAUGGGAGGGAAAGAUCAUUUCCUGGUGGCUGGUAGGAUUACAUGGGAUUUCAGGAGAUUGAGUGAGGAGGAAUCAGAUUGGGGUAAUAAGCUUCUGUUUUUACCUGCUGCGAGGAAUAUGUCAAUGCUGGUGGUUGAAUCAAGCCCCUGGAAUGCAAAUGAUUUUGGCAUUCCUUAUCCAACAUACUUUCACCCUGCCAAGGAUGAGGAAGUCUUUGUAUGGCAAGAUCGGAUGCGAAAAUUGGAGAGAAAGUGGCUCUUCUCUUUUGCAGGUGCACCUCGCCCCGGAAACCCAAAGUCAAUAAGAGGGCAGAUUAUUGACCAGUGCAGGAAGUCGAAUGUCUGCAAGUUGUUGGAAUGUGAUUUUGGGGAGAGCAAGUGUCAUUCACCGAGCAGUAUAAUGCAGAUGUUCCAGAGCUCUCUGUUCUGCUUACAACCUCAAGGAGAUUCAUACACUCGUCGAUCUGCUUUUGACUCAAUGUUGGCUGGUUGUAUUCCUGUCUUCUUCCAUCCCGGCUCGGCAUACACACAGUACACUUGGCACCUUCCGAAAAAUUAUACAACAUAUUCAGUGUUCUUCCCAGAGGAUGAUAUUCGUAAACGGAAUGUUAGCAUUGAGGAGAGGCUUAGUCAAAUCUCUCCUGAGCAAGUAAAGAUCAUGAGAGAGGCAGUCAUAAAUCUCAUCCCAAGUUUGAUAUAUGCAGAUCCUCGCUCUAAAUUGGAGACUCUUCGAGAUGCUUUUGAUGUUGCUGUGCAGGCAGUGAUCAAUAAAGUUACAAAGUUGAGGAAGAACAUUAUCCAAGGCCGGACCGAAUAUGAUAACUUUGUGGAGGAAAACAGUUGGAAGUAUGACUUAUUAGAUGAAGGACAGCGCGAGGUUGGAGCUCAUGAGUGGGAUCCUUUCUUCUCAAAACCGAAGGAUGAGCAGCAGAGAGAUCAAUCUGCUGUAGCUGGCAAAAAUUCUUGGAAGAACGAGCAGAGAGAUCAAUCAUAAAUCUAAGUUGAUGAAGCAGGAAUUGAAUCAGACUCCCAGUGGGUUCCUUGUAAGUGCCGUGUGCAUCAACUAUAGAUAUUGCCCACCAGGCAUAUGGAGAACUUAGUCUUGUUUCAAACCAAAAUAUAUAUGCAUAAUUUCUGCACUCUUAUACAGUUUUCUGUUUUUGAGCUACCAAUUUUGUUAUUGAUUGUUUCUAUUGUAUUUGUAGCUGAGAUUGUCUGUUUAAUGUUCCUGUCUUAUACAAUAAAUAAUAGCUAAUGAUAUCAGGAUUUUGCUUGAGGAUC
Messenger RNA from Hibiscus syriacus, 2324 nucleotides. Its product is annotated as xyloglucan galactosyltransferase MUR3-like. Bases 232 to 2037 code for a protein of 601 amino acids. The transcript has a single exon. Lineage: Eukaryota; Viridiplantae; Streptophyta; Magnoliopsida; Malvales; Malvaceae. The record is from RefSeq and is a predicted model, not a curated record. Gene Ontology annotation, molecular function: glycosyltransferase activity.